UCAGACUCCAGGCAUCUGUAGCUGUUGGAUAGUACUUCAGAGUGAUUUAGCACCGGAGGGCUCAGGUGGGGGUUUGGAACAUCAUGGGCAUCAAAUUCUUGGAAGUGAUAAAGCCGUUCUGUGCAAUUUUGCCAGAAAUCCAGAAACCCGAAAGAAAGAUCCAGUUCAAGGAGAAGGUUCUAUGGACAGCCAUCACUCUCUUCAUCUUCCUGGUUUGCUGCCAGAUCCCCCUCUUUGGCAUCAUGUCCUCAGACUCUGCAGAUCCCUUCUACUGGAUGAGAGUGAUUCUGGCCUCAAAUCGAGGUACAUUGAUGGAGCUGGGCAUCUCCCCUAUUGUCACCUCGGGCCUCAUCAUGCAGCUCCUUGCUGGAGCUAAAGUCAUCGAAGUUGGGGACACGCCCAAAGACAGAGCCCUCUUCAAUGGAGCACAGAAAUUGUUUGGGAUAAUCAUCACCAUCGGGCAAGCUAUUGUGUACGUGAUGACCGGCAUGUAUGGCGACCCCUCGGAGAUGGGAGCUGGUAUCUGUCUGCUCAUCAUCAUCCAGCUGUUUGUGGCCGGUCUCAUUGUGCUGCUCCUGGAUGAGUUGCUCCAAAAAGGCUACGGUCUGGGCUCGGGUAUCUCGCUCUUCAUUGCCACCAACAUCUGCGAGACCAUUGUCUGGAAGGCUUUCAGCCCCACCACUGUCAACACUGGCAGAGGCACAGAGUUUGAGGGAGCAAUCAUCGCUCUUUUCCAUCUGCUGGCGACAAGGACGGACAAAGUGCGUGCUCUAAGAGAGGCCUUCUACAGACAAAACCUGCCCAACCUCUUGAACCUCAUUGCCACUGUGUUUGUUUUUGCAGUCGUCAUAUAUUUUCAGGGAUUCAGAGUGGAUCUGCCCAUCAAGUCUGCUCGCUACCGUGGCCAGUACAACACCUACCCCAUCAAACUCUUCUACACCUCCAACAUUCCCAUCAUCCUGCAGUCUGCCUUGGUUUCCAACUUGUACGUCAUCUCCCAGAUGCUUUCCACGCGCUUCAGCGGGAAUUUCUUGGUCAAUCUGCUCGGAACUUGGUCUGAUGCUACAACCGGCGGUCCAGCCCGGGCGUAUCCUGUCGGUGGGCUCUGUUACUACUUUUCCCCGCCUGAGUCAUUUGGAUCAGUCGUGGAGGAUCCAGUCCACGCGCUCAUUUACAUUGCCUUCAUGCUUGGAUCGUGUGCCUUCUUCUCCAAAAGCUGGAUUGAAGUCUCAGGCUCCUCCGCGAAAGACGUGGCAAAACAGCUGAAAGAGCAGCAGAUGGUGAUGAGGGGACACAGAGAGACCUCAAUGGUGCACGAACUGAACAGGUACAUACCCACUGCGGCUGCGUUUGGCGGGCUGUGUAUCGGCGGUCUGUCUGUCACGGCCGACUUCCUCGGCGCGAUCGGCUCAGGCACAGGAAUCCUGCUGGCCGUCACGAUCAUCUAUCAGUACUUUGAGAUCUUUGUGAAAGAGCAGAGCGAAGUAGGAAGCCUGGGAGGAUUUUUCUUCUGA
Dunckerocampus dactyliophorus (ringed pipefish) is the source of this 1514-nucleotide messenger RNA. Its product is annotated as protein transport protein Sec61 subunit alpha-like. Bases 84 to 1514 code for a protein of 476 amino acids. The transcript has 12 exons. Gene Ontology annotation, cellular component: membrane; Sec61 translocon complex. Gene Ontology annotation, biological process: post-translational protein targeting to membrane, translocation; SRP-dependent cotranslational protein targeting to membrane, translocation. Gene Ontology annotation, molecular function: transmembrane protein transporter activity; ribosome binding; signal sequence receptor activity. NCBI's taxonomy places the organism in Eukaryota, Metazoa, Chordata, Actinopteri, Syngnathiformes, Syngnathidae. The record is from RefSeq and is a predicted model, not a curated record.